Drosophila biarmipes is the source of this 1952-nucleotide messenger RNA. RefSeq lists its product as uncharacterized. The coding region runs from base 62 to 550 and encodes 162 amino acids. NCBI's taxonomy places the organism in Eukaryota, Metazoa, Arthropoda, Insecta, Diptera, Drosophilidae. The record is from RefSeq and is a predicted model, not a curated record. The transcript is spliced from 11 exons.
ACAAAGAUACAAUAUUUGUUGAGUGGUUAGUUUUGUAUUUUCUGUCAAAACAUCCCAAAUUAUGAUUACGGCCAAAAAAUGUUGCUUCUGUAUAUCUUUGCAGACGGGUUGCAUUAUUAUUGCCUUGAUGGGAUUAUUUUUGUCCGGAAUGAACAUUGACUAUAUAAUGUAUCUAUUAAAUAGAACUUAUUCCCGAGAAACUCAAUAUAAAUUCCCAGAGCAAAUACUGUACACGUGCUUGCAACUGAUUCCAGAUUUGCUCUCUGUCCUGGCAUCAUGUCUGCUGCUAAUUGCGAUCAUUUCCCAAUAUUUUUGGCUGUUUUGGACAACGCUUUUUAUUCAAGCUUUUCAAGCGGUGUACCUUGUUUCUUUCAGUAUUAUUUCGUCUACGAUCGGAUUCAAUGCAAUAAUAAACGAAAGCUUUUGGCAUAAUAUCACCUAUUGGAUCUAUGUGGUACUUUGGCUGGCUUUGACCCUAUAUUUUAUGUACGUAAUCUACUCGUACUAUCGACAGCUAAAGGAGAGAGACACUGAAAAUGUUGUAGAAUAAUUGGUGCAAUAAACAUAUAAUACUUUUCUUGAUUUUAAUAAUAAAAUACUAACUGUAUUGAUGUCUGCAACUGUAUAACACUGGAUUUAUCGUCAUUUCCCAAAAACGGAAUUGAAAAAAUUACAAUUUUUUUAAAAAAAUGUGUAGAGUGCAAAAGUUUUGCUGUUGUAUAAGCUUUCCAAUUGGCUGCACUAUCAUUUCAUUUUUUACCUUUAUCUUGUGUAUCGGGCACCUGGCUGAAUUUUUUCGGAUAAAGGAGAAUGCUGUGGUUUAUGCAUCCGACUGGUUAAAUAUUCUUUGGGGAGUGCUACACCUGGUGGCCGCUAUGUUUUUAUCGUAUUCUAUUCUGGUGAUCUCUCAUUCCCAUUUUGACCUACAUAAUAAUCGAGACUUUCUACCUGAUGUACGUGAUUAUUUAUGCCUCGGUAUCCUGUGCUCUGGGAACAAAUACAAUUGCAAAUUAUGGUCCCACGUUCAGUAUUUUAUUCUGGAUAUUUGUAGUACAAAUCUGUGGGAUUACCAUUUAUUUUCUUUACUUUGUCACACCAUAUUAUUUUCUUAGAAGGCAACAGCGCAAUGCGGCCAAUCAAGAAGCUUAGGUUUUUUUAAAUAUCCUCAUAAAAAAUUAAAGCUAUACUUGGUUUUAUUUUUUAUUUUGUGCGUCAGUGGUAUUUAUUUAAUUUUUUCAGCCAGUUUAUCAAGUAGGUGGACAGCAACAUGUCAAAUAUUUUUAAAAAAUGUCUGAAAUAAAAUUAUUUUUAGCAAUAGUAUUCAUUUCUUUGGCUCUCGAGAGUACCACCCUGUUAGACCAGAGAUCAAAAAAAAAGAUUGGCGGGAGUUACUCUUUAGCUUAUGGAUACUUAAAUUUUCCUAUUUGUCUAAAUUGUUCGCAUAUUAUAAGCGUGCAUGGCACUGCUGGUUUCUCUUGUCAUUACGGAGAUGAGGGAGCCAUUAAAAAUAAGUCUGGGGACAAGCAAAAUAAUUAUCCAGAAUGCGUACCAACGAAAUUCACGGUUAAUGAAUAGGUCUUAUAGACAAGUACUGCUGCUUUUGGUCACCGGAAGCGGGUUGCUCAAUGUUGAUCGGUAGGCAACUCUUCGAUCUAAACAUCGACUCUUGCGAAGCUUGCACAGAAUCUUGCGCCGGUCUAAGAAGUAAUCUUGCAUCGAACGGAAGUAAUAGGGUCUCGGAAUAUGGAUAUUUAAUUUCACUUCAUUUUUUCUGUCUGUGGAUAAGAUCAAAAGACCAACAUAACUAUGAAUAGUGGAUUUUGUCUCGAUUUUAAAAAAUUUGAUUAUACCAUCGGUAUAAUACGACGGAGACUUUUUAGUUUAUAUUUUUGCCCAAGGCACUUGUGUUGAAAUAAAUCGCGGUUGCCAAUAUUAUUGCCCUCAAAACGGAA